Messenger RNA from Lotus japonicus, 2265 nucleotides. Its product is annotated as F-box protein At2g26850-like. The record is from RefSeq and is a predicted model, not a curated record. Bases 809 to 2011 code for a protein of 400 amino acids. NCBI's taxonomy places the organism in Eukaryota, Viridiplantae, Streptophyta, Magnoliopsida, Fabales, Fabaceae. The transcript is spliced from 6 exons. Gene Ontology annotation, molecular function: protein binding.
ACAAAAAUCUAACAUCACCUCAACCUCCCAUUCAUGUUGCAUAUUUAACUCUUUCUAGUUUCUAUUCCAUUCAUUGCCCACCAAUUGCUUGCUUUAUUGCCUCAACACACACACACAACAAAAGAAGAAAAAAGAGAAGAAGAAAAGAAAACUCUGUGAUUGCUUGCUUGCAUAGAGGAUAAUAAUUGAGGUGUGGUGAAGAAUUUGUUGGAGUGAGGGGAGGAGGACCCACCUACCCUUCACAUUCAUCAUCCUCUUCACCAAUCUCUUUUUAAUCUUCUGCUGUUGCACCACCAUCACCACCACCAUCACAAGGUGUCAUAAAACCUGAUACCAGAUCUUCAUUACUUUCAUUGGUUCACCUCUUCAUAAGGAAAUAUUCAACUCUUCAUUGAAUAGCAACUGUUUUUGGUUGACUUCACUGUUGUAUUGUGCUCUUCAUUGGAAGCUAAUAGGAGAAGCAAAUAGUAUCAAGCUGUUGCAAGUUUUGUUUUCUUUAUCCAACACCCCAUAACAGCAUUUCAAGGCAAUUUCCCUUGUUCAUCCGUGUGGUUGUUCUCUACCUAAUUUAUUCUGAUCUAACUUUGGUCUAGGAGGCCCACCAUUGGGCUUUUGGUGGGCUUUCGUUGAACCAAUCAAAAUUCCAUCUUUAAAAGGUGGUUGAACUUUGAAGGUUCCUUGUUUCUUUCCAACAAGGAAGGGGGUGAGUGUGCCAAUUGUGUUGAAUAGUGAGUUCCACAAUUGGCUUUAAGGCUCUAUAACAUAUGCAAAACUCAAAUUUCACCCUUGAAAGAUAUCCUAUCUUGUAAUGCUACUUUACUUCAUAACUUGUGUCUCUUUCUUUCUGUUUUUAAAGCCUCUCAUCCUUCUCAAACCACUCCCAUCAUGGACUAGUGAGGUGAGAUUUAUCUCUCUUUUGUUUCACAAAGAGCUUUUGUCUGUGAAAUCCAUCACUAGUUUGUUUAGGAACCGCCUUUGGCUUGGUUUUCUUUGUCAAAUUCCUUCAAGAAUGUCUCUUGUGAAGAAGACUCACACUUCAAAGGUGGAGAAUGUUGAGGACACACAAGAGAUGUCAGUGUUGGACUUGCCAGAUUUAGUGUUGGAAACCAUACUUGAGAAGCUCCCUCCAUCUUCACUUUGUCAAAUGGCUGGUGUUUGCCGUUCAUUGAGGGAGAGAUGUGUGAGUAAUCACCUAUGGGAGAGGCACAUGAAACAGAAAUGGGGAAGAGUUGUAGGUUCAGUUGCUUACAGGGAGUGGAAAUGGCAUGUUGCUUCCAAAAGGAAUGUUGGCAGUGUUAGACAUGGCAAGCAAAGGAGCUUGAUGAGGCUCGUGCCGCUUCGUUGGCCUUUUUCAUGGAUGAGAAUGAAGGUGGAAACAAGUUAUAGCAGCAAGCAGAGGAGUUAUGUGCCUCCUGAUUCAUUCAUGACUUGGUAUCUUGCUCUUGAGAGUGGCAGCUUCGCGUUUCCUGCACAGGUCUAUAACCGCGAGAACGGCCAUGUUGGAUUUAUGUUAUCAUGCUAUGAUGCUGAGCUUAGCUAUGAUCCAAGCACUGACACCUUCCAAGCCAGGUAUCCACCACAUGGAAGAAGGGCAGCUACAGUAGAGCAUGGUGUCCCAUGGGAAAGGCUAAGGGCACCACCUGUUGAUACUCCUCCACAUGAUCUUCAUAUCUCUGACUGUCUAUGUGAUUUGCAUCCGGGUGAUCAUGUAGAGAUUCAGUGGAGGAGAAACAAAGAAUUUCCUUAUGGUUGGUGGUAUGGUAUUGUAGGACACUUGGAGUCAUGCGAUGGGAAUGAAAAUUACUGCCAUUGUCAUAAUAGUGACACAGUGGUGCUAGAGUUCAAUCAGUACACUCCUGAUUCGCGUUGGAGGACAACGAAUAUCAGUAGGAAAGAUCACCGGGAGGAGGGAAAUGAGGCGGACGGUUUCUAUGGAGGAAUCAGAAAGAUAAAGAGUGAGAAUGAGAUUUCCAUUUGGAAAAAACUUUGGCCUUCUGAUGUGUUGGACUAAAUAGAUCAUACUUUCCAGAUAGCGUUAUGUCAAGACUAGUAUUCUUAUUUGGCAGAUUCUUCUGCAUUAGGGAAAAGGGGUUAUAUAGGAUUCUCAUUAUGCCAAAUGGACACUGAGGCUCCCCCUUUUAUUAUCACAAUUUUUUUCAUGGAAAAGUGUAGGCUUCUUCAUGUAAUUUCAAUUCAUGUAAAUUACUCAUUUAAGCACUGAUGGCGCUGAAAGUUGAUUCCACAUAAUAUAGAAGGUUAAGAAUC